Molecule: messenger RNA, 2927 nt
Organism: Dipodomys spectabilis (banner-tailed kangaroo rat)
Lineage: Eukaryota; Metazoa; Chordata; Mammalia; Rodentia; Heteromyidae
Gene: Dner
Product: delta/notch like EGF repeat containing
Exons: 13
Coding region: 1-1941 (646 amino acids)
Biological process (GO): establishment or maintenance of epithelial cell apical/basal polarity; heterophilic cell-cell adhesion
Cellular component (GO): protein-containing complex; plasma membrane
Molecular function (GO): calcium ion binding
Source: RefSeq, a predicted model, not a curated record
AUGGCGACCACAGAUCCCUGUGCCAGCAGCCCUUGUCUCCAUGGCAACUGUAGCAGCAGCAGCGGCGGCGGCGGCGAUGGCUACCUCUGCCUUUGUGACGAGGGCUACGAAGGCCUCCACUGUGGUCAGGCGCUGCCCAGCAUCCCAGCCUCUGGAUGGACAGAGUCCAUGUCACCCAGACAGCUUCAGCCUGUUCCCGCCACCCAGGAGCCCGACGUCAUCCUGCCCCGCUCCCAGGCAACGGUGACACUGCCAACUUGGCAGCCCAAAACGGGGCAGAAAGUUGUAGAAAUGAGAUGGGAUCAAGUGGAGGUGAUUCCAGAUGUUGCCUGUGGAAAUGCCAGCUCUAACAGCUCUGCUGGCGGCCGCCUGGUAUCUUUUGAAGUCCCACAGAACACCUCAGUAAAAAUCCGGCAGGACGCCACGGCCUCGCUGAUUUUGCUGUGGAAGGUCACGGCCUCAGGCUUCCGGCAGUGCUCCCUCAUAGAUGGGCGAAGCGUGACCCCCCUGCAGGCCCCUGGGGGCCUGGUGCUGUUGGAGGAGAUGCUGGCCUUGGGGCACAACCACUUCAUUGGGUUUGUGAAUGAUUCCGUGACGAAGUCUAUCGUUGCCUUGCGCUUGACUCUGGUGGUGAAGGCCAGCACGUGCGCGCCAGGGGACAGCCGCCCGAAUGACGUAGAGUGCUCGGGAAAGGGAAAAUGCGCCACAAAGCCAUCGGAGGCAACAUUCUCCUGCACCUGUGAGGACCAGUACGUGGGAACUUUCUGUGAAGAAUUUGACGCUUGCCAGAAGAAACCUUGCCAGAACCAGGCCAGCUGUCUCGAUGCAGUUGAAAAGCAGGACGGGAGCAAUUUCACUUGCAUUUGCCUUCCCGGUUACACCGGAGAGCUUUGCCAAUCCAAGAUUGAUUACUGUGUCCUAGAUCCCUGCCGAAAUGGAGCAAAGUGCACCUCUAAUCUCAGUGGAUUCUCCUGCGAGUGUCCCGAAGGCUACUUCGGCUCUGCCUGUGAAGAAAAGGUGGAUCCCUGUGGCUCGUCGCCAUGCCAGAACAAUGGCACCUGCUACCUGGAUGGGGUGCGCUUCACCUGCAGCUGCAGCCCCGGCUUCACCGGGCCGACCUGCGCCCAGCUGGUGGACUUCUGCGCCCUCAGCCCUUGCGCCCAUGGCACGUGCCGCAGCGUGGGCACCAGCUACAAGUGUCUCUGCGACCCAGGUUACCACGGCCUCUACUGCGAGGAGGAAUACAACGAGUGUCUGUCUGCGCCCUGCCUGAACGCUGCCACCUGCAGGGACCUGGUUAAUGGCUAUGAGUGCGUGUGCCUGGCGGAAUACAAAGGGCUGCAUUGUGAGCUGUUCAAGGACCCCUGUGCCAAUGUCAGCUGUCUGAACGGAGGCACCUGUGACAGCGAAGGCCUGAACGGCACGUGCGUCUGUGCACCGGGGUUUACAGGGGAAGAGUGUGACAUCGACAUCAAUGAAUGCGACAGUAACCCGUGCCAUCAUGCUGGAACCUGCUUGGACCAGCCCAACGGCUACACCUGCCACUGUCCUCACGGCUGGGUGGGUGCAAACUGUGAAAUCCACCUGCAGUGGAAGUCGGGGCACAUGGCCGAGAGCCUCAGCAACAUGCCCCGCCACUCGCUGUACGUCAUCAUCGGCGCGCUCUGCGUGGCCUUCGUGCUCAUGCUCAUCAUCCUCAUCGUCGGCAUCUGCCGCAUCAGCCGCAUCGAGUACCAGGGCUCCUCGCGGCCGGCCUACGAGGACUUCUACAACUGCCGCAGCAUCGACGGCGAGUUCAGCCACGCCAUCGCCUCCAUCCGGCACGCCAGGUUUGGAAAGAAGUCCCGGCCCGCGAUGUAUGACGUGACUCCCAUCGCCUACGAGGAUUACAGCCCCGACGACAAGCCCCUGGUCACGCUGAUUAAAACAAAAGAUUUGUAAUCUUUCUUCUUCUUCCUCCUCCUCUUUUUUUUUUUUUUUUUUGGAUUAUUUUUCCAAAACAGAUGGGAUACGACGAUCAUUUAAAAAUAUUUUUAAGAAAAUUUAAAAGCUUAAGAAAUUUAAAACGUUAGCUGCUCCAAGAGUUUUCAUUAGACUAUUGAAGAACUAAUUUUCUGCAGCCCUUAGUUUGAAAAGGUAUUUUAACAACAGAUAAUUUGUGACGCCUCUAGACCACGUUUUAAUGUACAUCUUAGCUGUCUUACACCAUACGCUCCUACUAGUGUGUGCUAUUUUCAUGGUAGACCGCACCAUGAAGCCAGAUUAACCCAUGUGGUGGUUGCAGGACAAGUCUAAUCAAGGAGAAGUUUCCUUUCGCUGUGUGAGUGCUGGCUUUUCUGAGUAGAGUUAGGAGAACCUGUAGAGUAUGAUGCAUAAUACCAUAUACCCGUUCCUUCAAAAGAAGUCUGAAAUGUUUGUUUUGUGAAAAAAGAAGCUAGUUUCAAUUUAUUAUUCCUAACCCGAAUGGAAUUAGCCUUUGCUUUAUUCUGUGCAUGGGUAAAAGUAACUUCUUUCUGCACUGUUUGGUUGAACUCUGCAGAAACAUUUCUUUUGAUACAGUUUGUUUUUGUCAAUUUCGUAACAGUUGUUGAACUUGGCCUUGAAAAUAUAGAUAACAAAAGGGCCUAUUGAGGUGUAUUAUGACUGAUUUCAAUCUGUAGGGGUUUUUUUGUUUUCUGUUUUUUUUUCUUGUUUUGUUUUUAGCAGUCAAGGUUUUUAUAUUGUGAGUGAAUUAAAUUUGCGUUCAAGUUCUUUGUUGGUAAAGGUAGUUAACGUAAGAGAGUACCGGUUUUCUUCAGUAGUAUUUCUCAUAGUGCAUCUUUAUUUAUAUUCAAGACAUUUCUUUUUGUGGCUGUAUUUGAUUGAUACGUGCUUUCUUCUGAUUCUUGCUAAUUUCAAAGAAUAUUGAAUAAAUGUUAGCAAGUCAA